This is a messenger RNA of Chelonia mydas (Green sea turtle), 2262 nucleotides long. RefSeq names its product tigger transposable element-derived protein 1-like. The record is from RefSeq and is a predicted model, not a curated record. Lineage: Eukaryota; Metazoa; Chordata; Testudines; Cheloniidae. Bases 1124 to 2116 code for a protein of 330 amino acids. Gene Ontology annotation, cellular component: nucleus. The transcript has 5 exons. Gene Ontology annotation, molecular function: DNA binding.
CGGGGGCCAGAGCUGGCCCCAGCAUACAGGCUGCAGAAUAACGACCCCGUUUUGCUCCAAACUCUCCCAUCUUCCUAGGGGCCGGGGCAGGGAAAUGGCUGUGGUGGAUCCAGCUCAGGACUCCCCAUUCCCAACCUGCCCUGAUCGACGAGCUGGAAGCAGGGGAAGAGCCAUGGAUCCCGGAUCUCCAGGCCUCUGAGGAAAGCAACAUCCCAAGAGGCACCUGCACAGCAGGUGACAUGAGAAUGAGGACAGAAAUCCACAGCAGAAAGGUCCUGACCAAGUGGAACUGCAGGGGACGGUGAAGAGCUGGACAGUAUUUUUUCCCAGUGCUUGGAACAGAGAAAAGCCUGGCGUAAUCAGCACAGGCAGGCCUUGAAUUUACGAUGUUCGAGUUAUGACAAACGGCACUUACGCCGUUUAUAAAACUGACAUCCUGUUUUGACUUUCUGACAUCGUUUUUGACUUUCCGGCACCUGAGAGGACGCAACUCAAAGCCAGAGAACAAGUUCAUACGUUCACAGCGAUGUUCUGUGCCGCCCAUCUCCCUAAUUCAAGGUGCUCAAUUGCUAUUCUGACGCCAUUUUUACGUGGUGGAUCUUCGCACUUCCAAACUUUUUCUUAAAAUUUAGUGUUUCUUUGCCCAUAAUAAUGGCAGAAAAGCGAAAAUCUGGUGAAAGUGGUGUUUCUUCUUCUACGAAACAUAGAAGAAAUUUGAAUACAAAAAUUGAAAUAAUUGAGAGGUCCGAAAGAGGUGAGACGCCAACUGAAAUCAGCAGAGUUUUGGGGAUCCCCCGAUCAACUAUCGCAACCAUCCUGCAAAAGAAGGAAUGGAUUCAGAAACGUGUUAAGGGCUCGGCUCCUAUGCAAUCAACUGUGAUAACUAAGCAGCAUGUUGGACUUAUUGCCCAGGUUGAGAGAUUGUUAAUCAUUUGGCUGGAGGAUCAAUAUGAACGCUGUGCUCCGGUGAGCUCAGGCAGAAUUCGGGAAAAGGCUGGGAGUCUUUAUGACGAUCUAAAGAAACAAACGGGGGAGAGUUCUGACGCUGAGCCUUUUAAUGCAAAUGGGGAAUGGUUGAUGCGGUUUAAAGCCAGGGCCAAUCUGCAUAACAUGAAGGUCUCAGAUGAAGCUGUCAGUGCAGAUGAGGCAGGCAGCUCGUGUUUUUCCUAAGACAUUGGCUGAGAUCAUUGAAAAGGGUGGGUAUUGUGCUCAACAAGUUUUUAAUGUUGACGAAACUAGGCUCUUUUGGAAAAAAAUGCCGUCGAGAACCGACAUUGCCAAAGAGGAGAAAUCCAUGCCAGGGUACAAAGCUGCUAAAGAUAGGAUCACUCUUUUGUUCGGUGCAAAUGCUGCAGGUGACUUUAAACUUAAACCUUUGCUUGUGUACCGUUUGGAAAACCCCAGGGCUUUGCACAGAUAUUCCAAAGCAUUCCUCCCAGUGAUAUGGAAAUCCGAUCCUAAGGCACAGGUCAAUAAAGACAUUUUUGAGGAUUGGUUUAAUUAUCAUUUUGUGCCAAGUGUUUUUGCUGCAAUAAUCCCUGACAAUCUUGCAUUUAAAGCAUUGUUAAUCCUCGACAAUGCUCCUGGUCAUCCAACCAGCCUUGGUGACAUGCAUCCUGACAUCCAAGUGGUGUUUCUGCCCCCAAACACCACUUCCUUGUUGCAACCCAUGGAACAGGGGGUAAUUGCAUCGUUCAAGGCCUACUAUCUCAGGAGCACAUUUGGUCAGGCCAUCUGGGAAACUGAGAAGCAAGGUGGACCAACUCUGAAGGAAUUCUGGAAGAGCUUCAACAUUUGCCAUGCAGUUAAGAACAUUGAUGAGGCAUGGAAUGAAAUCAAACAACCCGAUUUGAAUGGUGUUUGGAAAAAAUUGUGUCCUGAUUUUGUGUCUGACUUCAAAGGCUUUACUGACACUGUUAAAAAGGUGACCAAAAAUGUUGUUGAAAUGGGCAAAGACCUGAACUUAGACAUUGCACCAAAGGAUGUUGAGGAGUUGCUGGCAUCACAUUCUGAAGAAUUAACUAAUGAGGACCUCAUUGAAUGGAACCGCAAAAAGUGGCAGAGGAACAAGAAGAUGCACCCACUGUUCAAGAGACUCCUCCUCGUAAAGUCUUGACAAUAAAAGUGUUGGCUGAGGCAUUUCAACAUUUGGAAGCUGCCAUGUCCCUGUUUGAGGAGCAUGACCCUAACAUUGAACGCAGUGCACCUGUGAAUAGGGACAUAUACAACACGUACUGCUGCUACAGAGAAAUUUACAAGGAA